Messenger RNA from Culicoides brevitarsis, 2125 nucleotides. Its product is annotated as casein kinase I-like. Gene Ontology annotation, molecular function: protein serine/threonine kinase activity; ATP binding. The coding region runs from base 380 to 1429 and encodes 349 amino acids. Lineage: Eukaryota; Metazoa; Arthropoda; Insecta; Diptera; Ceratopogonidae. The transcript is spliced from 3 exons. Gene Ontology annotation, cellular component: nucleus; cytoplasm. Gene Ontology annotation, biological process: peptidyl-serine phosphorylation; negative regulation of canonical Wnt signaling pathway; signal transduction. The record is from RefSeq and is a predicted model, not a curated record.
GUUUCAAACGCGAAAAAGCUAGUCGAUCGCGAGACGUAAUUCUGCAAAUAAGAGCACAAUUCGCAGUGAAAAACACUCAAAUCUUUUGUUAAAAUUUCCCCCCUUCGUUGCAGUGACUAAUUUAAGUGCGACUGAAUGAAAAGUUGACAGGAAAUCGCGUAAAAUCGAGUGUCGUUCAUUUACAGAGAGAAAACGACGACGACGAAACCAAACCAGCCAGCCAUUGUUGUGAAAUAGUGUACGAAAAUUUUGUUGUGGAAUAUUUUGGUGUGGAAUUCACAGGGAGUUGCAAGAGGAGAAUUGACGAAAAUUGCGUUAGCUUGUACGAGAGCUGAAAAAGAACGCAAUUCAAUUAUUUUUUGGUUCGUGUUAACGUCUUAUGGAUUCACAUAAAUAUCCACAAUUAAAAGCAGUCACUGGCACAAACACCAGAAUGAAUGACUUUUUAGUUGGUGGCAAAUACCGCAUUAUCCGUAAAAUUGGCAGCGGAAGUUUCGGCGACAUUUAUCUCGGCAUCAACAUUACAAAUGGCGAAGAGGUUGCGCUCAAGCUGGAAAACCAGAGCGCCCGUCAUCCGCAACUGCUCUACGAAUACAAGUUGUACAAAGUGCUAAAUGGUGGUAUUGGCAUACCACACAUCCGGUAUUUCGGUCAGGAACGGAAUUUCAAUGUGCUCGUGAUGGACCUGCUGGGGCCCUCGUUGGAGGACCUCUUCAACUUUUGCGGACGCCAAUUCACGCUGAAGACCGUGCUGAUGCUCGUGGACCAGAUGAUUGGUCGUCUCGAGUUUCUGCACAUGAAAAAUUUCAUUCAUCGCGACAUCAAGCCCGACAACUUCCUCAUGGGCAUCGGACGGCAUUGCAACAAGUUGUUCCUGAUUGACUUUGGGCUGGCGAAAAAGUACCGGGACUUCCGUAAUCGGGCACACAUUUCGUAUCGCGAGGACAAAAAUCUCACAGGUACCGCACGCUAUGCAUCCGUCAAUGCACAUUUAGGUAUUGAGCAGUCGAGACGUGACGACAUGGAGUCUCUCGGCUACGUACUCAUGUAUUUCAAUCGCGGCACGUUGCCGUGGCAGGGCCUCAAGGCGACCAACAAGAAGCAAAAGUACGAGAAAAUUAGUGAAAAGAAAAUGUCCACGCCGAUCGAAAUUCUGUGCAAAGGUUUUCCCGCAGAAUUCGCCAUGUAUCUCAACUAUUGUCGUACUCUGCGUUUCGAUGAGCCUCCAGAUUACAUGUAUCUUCGCCAACUGUUUAGAAUCCUUUUCCGCACUCUAAACCAUCAAUACGACUACACCUUUGAUUGGACAAUGUUGAAACAACGCAGUAUGCAACAGACUGGAAGCACAAGUGCAAUCACACAUGGCACCGCCGAAAAUCGUGAUGAACGCGAGAAAACAACAGAAGGUGAAUUAAAAUCGGUUAAGUAAUAAGAAUCACUUUGAAAUAUAAGAAAGUAAUAAUAAUAAUAAUUAAAAACAUAUAUAUAAUUAAUUAAUUAAUAAUAAUAUAAAUAGUUCAACACAAAAAAAAAAGAAAAAUUAAGAACAAAUGACAAGAACUACUACAACAGCAAAAUUACAAUAAAAUUUGAAAAAUACACAGAAAUGAAACAGAAAUGUAAGAAAGAGAAUUAGUUGAUGAAUAAUUAAUUAAUACAUAAUUAUUAUAUAUAAAUUAGCGAAAGAAAUUAAAUGGAAAAAUAAAUGAAAUACUACAAACAUUUAUAAUAACAAAUGAAAUUGCAUUAUUUUCUUUUGUUAAUGAUUUAUGAAAAAAAAGAAGAAACUAAUGAACGAACGAACGCGUGUGGAAAAGUGUUUGAAUUUUUUGGGCUUUAAAGAAUUUUGUGCGUGAUGGAUGCCAGAUUGUUCAAUGUGUAUCAAUCAAACAUUUUAUUACCUAAUUAAUUAUUAUUUUGGUCUCUAUAUAAAUAAAGUAAUAAUUAUUAAUAUUCAAACAAACAAAAAUUAUUAAAAAAAAACUUUUUAAAUAAAUAAAUUUUCAAAUAACAAAAUUAUAUAUACAAAAAUAAUAAACAAAACACUGGAAAAUCAUAUAAAAGAUAAAUACAAUAAAUAUUAAAUAAAAUGAUAAUAAUGAUAGUUUAGGAUAAAAAUUAGUAA